This is a messenger RNA of Oncorhynchus kisutch (coho salmon), 1300 nucleotides long. RefSeq names its product gastrula zinc finger protein XlCGF7.1-like. Gene Ontology annotation, biological process: regulation of transcription by RNA polymerase II. The transcript is spliced from 2 exons. The record is from RefSeq and is a predicted model, not a curated record. Lineage: Eukaryota; Metazoa; Chordata; Actinopteri; Salmoniformes; Salmonidae. Gene Ontology annotation, cellular component: nucleus. Bases 292 to 1083 code for a protein of 263 amino acids. Gene Ontology annotation, molecular function: DNA-binding transcription factor activity, RNA polymerase II-specific.
GCGUUUUUCAGGCGAUGCUAUCAGAGUGACGUAUAAUGUAGUGGACGGGACGCUUCUUCAACAACAUCUCGUCAGCCACCUCGGUAGCUUCCUAGCGGAAACGUUCAAGCUGUUCAGACUGCUUCGGUCUAUAUUUACUUCUGUUUUUGGAACAUAAUUCUGUCUUUUAACUAGUUUCCCCAUUUCAUGUCAUAUAUCCGUUUAGUCAGGUAACGGUAGCUGGCUUGAUAAAUGAGCCUAUCACUAGGCUAGUCGCUAACUAGCUAGGUUAGCUGGCUAACAUCCCCGACCAUGAGCUCAGCAAGCUGCUGCCCUCCUGCUAAAAAAGAGGUCUGCUGGAAGGAGAAAGAAGGUAUUUGGCUGAACGUUGUCGUGAAAGAGGAGAAUGAAGAGGAGUAUGUCACAGUAAACGAAGAAGUAGAGGGUGAGGCUGUUACACAGAAAGAAGAGGAAGAAAACGAUUAUACUUUUUUUGGAGUGAAUGAAGGAGAGAUAACUGUCAUAUUGAAGGAGGAGGAGAGGGAAGAAGAGGAGGAGACAGAAGAUCUGAGUAACACCAGAGAGAGACCAGACUCUCCUUCUGACAGCAGGAAGAGUCCUUCAGGGAAACCAGACCCCGAGACGUCCAAACCAGCAGGACGACAUCACUGCUCCCAGUGUGGAAAGAGUUUUACUCAGUUAGGGAGCCUGAGAACACAUAAGAGAAUACACACUGGAGAGAAGCCUUACCACUGUUCCCAAUGUGGAAUGUCGUUUACCCAGUUAGGGAGCCUGCAAACGCAUGAGAGGGGACACACAGGGGAAAAGCUUUUCCAAUGUUCCCAUUGUGGAAAGAGUUUUGGCCAGGUAGGAAACCUGAACAAGCAUGAGAGGACACACACAGGUAAGAAGAUGUACCGCUGCUCCCAUUGUGGAGAGAGAUUUACCCGGUUAAGGUACCUGAAAGAGCAUGAAGGAAUACAUACAAAUACACAGGAGGAGAAGACAUACCACUGCUCUCAUUGUGGAAAGACCUUUUCCCAGUCAGAGAACCUGAAAACACACGAGAGAAUCGAGAGGCUGUGUUCUGACUUGUGUUUUUGACUGAGAAUGUGUGUGUUUGUUUGGGCUGUCAGACUUGAGUUCACUUUGUGUAAUGUUAGUGCACUAUUUUUAAUUGUGAUUAAUCCAUUGUCUGAAAGGGUUAAAAACACACUGAAAACAUCCAGAAUACAUCCUAUAUACAGCUACAAUCUACAAUGCCAUGUAAACACAAGAUGACAUUGAGGUUAAAUAAAGUGUGAUUUAUCAAUGGAACAUA